Messenger RNA from Dermacentor silvarum, 525 nucleotides. RefSeq names its product cuticle protein 16.8. Gene Ontology annotation, cellular component: chitin-based extracellular matrix. The record is from RefSeq and is a predicted model, not a curated record. Bases 1 to 525 code for a protein of 174 amino acids. The transcript is spliced from 2 exons. Gene Ontology annotation, molecular function: structural constituent of chitin-based larval cuticle. NCBI's taxonomy places the organism in Eukaryota, Metazoa, Arthropoda, Arachnida, Ixodida, Ixodidae.
AUGGGGGUCUUUGCGCAAGACAACUACCUACAGCCGGAAUACCAGCAGGCUGGUUAUGACAAUCCGGGAUAUGGCGAGCCCACGGAGCCAGUUUACCCCCCAACGCCAUACAAUUUCGGCUACGACACAGAGGACGAAUACGGCAACAAACAGUUUCACAAGGAGGAAGGCGACUCCAACAACAUCAAGACUGGAUCGUACGGCUACACGGACGCCAACGGGCUCUACAGACGCGUCAAUUACGUGGCCGACGGCACGGGAUUCCACGUUACCAUUACCACCAACGAGCCCGGCACGGCCCCUGGACGCAGCGCGGAUGCAAUCUACAACGCUGACCCCGUGGUGGUGCCACCAGUCGUAGGCCGUGCUUCAGCCACGGGUCACGUGCUGUCUUACGCCGUCGCGCCAUCAUACCUCGUUAAGGCGGCCCCGUAUGAAUCUUUGGCGCUCGGUCACCUCGGAUAUCCCGCCUAUAUUAACGGCGAGUACGGGCGGAGGAAGCGAAGCGUCGUUUAUCGGAAGUGA